Molecule: messenger RNA, 582 nt
Organism: Trypanosoma grayi
Lineage: Eukaryota; Euglenozoa; Kinetoplastea; Trypanosomatida; Trypanosomatidae
Product: putative 50S ribosomal protein L14
Exons: 1
Coding region: 1-582 (193 amino acids)
Biological process (GO): translation
Cellular component (GO): ribosome
Molecular function (GO): structural constituent of ribosome
Source: RefSeq, a predicted model, not a curated record
AUGCUGCGGCGGUGGGCUGUCUGCUUGGGGCCUGCGAAGGCAGCGGCGACGACGACUGACGCAGCGGCGAAACUGCCGGCAGGGAAGCCGGUGAACAAGUCGUGGUUCCGUCACAACCUCAUCAUCCGGCGCAAGGCGUCGUACCGCUCCCGUUGGGGCACAGGUGCCGAGGGAUAUGGCACGGGUGUCCCAUUCAGCGAUCAGGUUAAGCUACACUGCGUCGACAACACCAACUGCAAGCACGUGCGGCUUAUAUCGAAGGCCACGGCGGAGCGUUUCGCACAUUGCCGCGUGUUUCCUGCAGUGGCGCACCGCGUUUCGGUACAGCGCUUCAAAUCCGGUCGGGGCGAGGUGAGCCGACAUCGUGUGAAGCCCGGUAAUAUUUAUUGGGUCUGCCUGCUCUCUAGGCGCCAAACCAACACUAGGAUGAGUGGUCUUCAGACAAAUUUUGACAGGAAUACAUGCAUCUUGAUGAACGAUCAACGCGUGCCACUGGGUACUCGUGUGAUGUACUGCGCUGGACGCCACGUCAAUCAUAAGUACCACCUGAAGGCAGUGGUGCUUGCAAAUUUUUUUGUCUGA